AGCGACGACGCGAAACUUCCUCGACGGCGACGGUAAAGACGCGCCUCACCCGGGGCUCUCCUUCACCAAAGCACACAUGGCCAGGCGGUCGGCACGCGUCGCUGUUGCAGAAGCACAGAAUCUUAACGAGUUGAGUUCGCAAGACAGCGCAGACGAGGAGGAUGUUCGUUCAGAGGUCGGCGCGUCGCUUAACAAGCGGUCGAGGAGCACAACAAAGCGUCCUGUCAAAAAGCGCAAGACAUCACAGCAGGGCACAGCCCAUUCGGGUGAAGCCGAUGAAGAUGUUGACCCGGAGAGCGGAGUUUGUGACCUCUAUCAAGCCAUCAUCGACCCUGAGACAUCCUUGCAGACCCUGGUCUCCGACUUUCUGGACAGCUACAGGGACGAGCCUGCAGAGAGCAUGACGCAGCUCGUGCAGAUGAUCUUGAAUGCAUGUGGUACCAAACAGACUGUCACGGCAUUUGAUAUUGAAGAUGUGGAAACUGUGCCAGAAACUUUGAUGCAAUUGCAGGAGCACCUCACCGGCACCGAUCGGAGCAAGGUGCGACUGACUGCGGAUUCGUACCCUCUCGUAUCCCGCGAGAAACAGUUCAAAGUCUUCCGCAAACAGCUGUGUGACUUUGUCCAGAACCUCAUUUCGCAAUGCCGCGACCGCAAGCUCUUGUUUGAUCAAGAGUCAGAACUUAUGCAAGUUUUUGAGACUUGGACCGUCUCGAUGUCAUCCUCGACCUUGCGAGCUUUCAGGCACACCUCGACGGCAAUUUGUUUGGCAACCAUCACAGCUUUGGUCGAUUGCCACGCCAUUCUGCUACGCGAGAUUGCGACUCUCCAAAAGCAACAGACAACUUUACAAAAGACAUCUGGACAAAAGGGCAAUGCAAAGCUAGCGGCGAACAAAAAGGCGCUGCAAUCUAAGGAUAGUGUUUUUCUUGAGAUUAAGACCAUGAUCAACAACUACUUCGACAGUGUCUUUGUGCAUCGUUACCGAGAUACCGAUGGCAAAAUAAGGAGCGAAUGUAUCAAGGAACUCGGACUCUGGAUGCAGCGUCUGCCUUCUGUGUUCUUCCAGGGUGCCUAUCUACGCUAUCUCGGUUGGAUAUUGUCUGAUGUCAAUGCAGCCACGCGCUUGGAAGUGGUGAGGACUCUCUCCAAACUGUACGGCAUCGAGGAAUUCACGGCCAACCUUCGCCACUUCACUUCUAAAUUCAAGGAUCGGAUCCUGGCCAUGGCUCUCUCUGAUGCCGAUAUAGCCGUGCGAUGUGCUACCUUGCAAACAGCGGAUAAAAUGAGGCAACGUGGAUUGCUUGAGGAUGACGACUUGGAGUCUUUAGUGUCAUGCAUCCUUGACAGCGAGCCGCGCAUUCGUGAUGCCACGAGGCCUCUUCUGCAAGGCAUUCUCCAAGAGCGCUCAGAUGCCCUUGUAGAUGACGCGCUGGGUGGCGAUGCCGGGAGUGACGCCGCGGUGGUCGUCCCAUUCAAAGUCAUGGCGUCCACCUUGUUGCAAAUUUGUGGACCGGGUAAGAAGAACCAUGCCUCUUCAGCAAGUAUACAGUCACCGCUGUUGCCUUUACACACUGCCGUAAAUCUAGCUGCCACAACAGCCAUCAAAGGCCUGGCUGGAUUCGAGUUUCAAAUACUCUCGGAUUACAUCCUGAAGGAAGAGUCUAUCGACGAGAAGCAAAACUCCCUCUUACAGUCGACAAGUGCAGAAGAAGGCGUUCUCCUGGAAAUCCUUCUCGCAGUAGCUGAAUCUUCCUUGGCACACGGCAAAAUGGAUGAUGAAGAAGAUCUGGACAUUCUUCGUGGUGCCAUUGUUUCAAGUGUCGGAGACUUGCUGCAAAGGCAUACCGACGCAAGCAAAGUCAAUUCCAUCGCGCGACUCUGUCUUUUGGUAGAUGGCACUGCCUUUGCUGACGCACGCGCCCAAGCGGCGUUUGAGACGCAGCUUGCAUCGCUUGCUCGAUUCUUCAUGACACAUGGCGAGCCCUUCUUGCUGUAUUCCGUCGGGCAGGUUCUAUUGCACUUCUCCUCACAGGAGAGCUUGGCACGAUUCGUGGAGGACCUCAUCAUGGAUCUUAUGCACGAAGUACGAGAGGCACUGCUAGCCCGUGAUCCCGGUGUGUCUCUCGAAUCUCUGCUACUGCGCAUGAGCAUUCUCUCGGGGUUGCACAAUUGUGUGACCGUGUUUGAGCGACCAGAGGCAGUAUUCGACGUCAUCAGACGCGCUAGCUCAACUUUCAAUGCUCCGAUUGCGAAUGCUGCCCGAAUCUGCUUGCGCAAUUACUUCAUGUGGAAAGUAAAGGCCGCACGCAAUGAAUCCAACUUGCGAGAGGAAGUUCGCGAGUUGCGCGACAGGCUGAUCAACUUGUACAAAGAGCAAAUUGGAGCAGGACAAUUAGACGUUGCACCGAGCCUUGUGGAGCUGGAGACCAUCUUUGCGAUCUGCGAAGAAUCAAAUGUCGAAUCUGCGGACUGCGGGGAAGCGGCAAAGGCUGUCGCACAAUCAUUCAUCAAGGCGACAAAGCGCUUCGGUAGCAUGGCUGGCACCAAGGAAGCGGCCGACGUUGAAGCUCUCGCUCACGCCUUGUCGCUUGAUCUUGACGACGAAUUCAGUGAUGACGAGGCUGAGGGUGAGGAAGAAUUGCCGGUGGAUGAGGACAGUGCCCGAGAUGAGAUUCUCGUCAAGCUGGAGGCUGACAUUUGUUCCAUGGCAGGCCUGAUCAUUCGAGCUGUCACAAUGAAGCAGAUGGAUGCUGCGUUUGCUUCACUGUUGACCGCAAACAAGGGGAAGCUGGGCCCAAGUUUUGAUAGGAUGCUCAGAGAGCUGCCUGUAAGCUGAAAGCAGAAUCUCAGGUGUGUCAUUUGUUUCUUAGCCUUCAAGCAGCGCAGAUGCUCAGCUUCUCGUAUUCAUGCUGUGAUGCAGAGCCUCUCUCUUGA
Messenger RNA from Protomyces lactucae-debilis, 2937 nucleotides. Its product is annotated as STAG domain-containing protein. The transcript has a single exon. The record is from RefSeq and is a predicted model, not a curated record. Gene Ontology annotation, molecular function: chromatin binding. Lineage: Eukaryota; Fungi; Ascomycota; Taphrinomycetes; Taphrinales; Protomycetaceae. Gene Ontology annotation, cellular component: nucleus; cohesin complex; chromatin. Gene Ontology annotation, biological process: sister chromatid cohesion. Bases 77 to 2839 code for a protein of 920 amino acids.